Messenger RNA from Macadamia integrifolia, 2956 nucleotides. RefSeq lists its product as uncharacterized. Gene Ontology annotation, biological process: protein N-linked glycosylation. The record is from RefSeq and is a predicted model, not a curated record. The transcript has 8 exons. Bases 926 to 2674 code for a protein of 582 amino acids. Lineage: Eukaryota; Viridiplantae; Streptophyta; Magnoliopsida; Proteales; Proteaceae. Gene Ontology annotation, molecular function: alpha-(1->6)-fucosyltransferase activity.
CAAAUUGGAUCAAAAUUCAAGAGCAGCCCACUUUACUUUGCAAUCACUUCAUCUUUUAUCUUUUGCUUCGCAGAUAACUCCUUCCUCAGAAAUCUCAUAAUUCCUUUUCUUUCUCUUAUCUUUAAAAUAAGACAAAAACAGAUUUUUAAGUAAAAGGACAGAGCUGUUCAUAAGAAGGGACCUAUUCCUGCAGAUGAUCGCCAUUUGCCCUCAAAUUGAUGGUUUGCUCAGUAUAUAUAUGUUGUGUUUCAGUGUUUCAAUUUUUAGGACUUGACAUUACUCGAAUGUCGAAGUUUCUGACAAGGAUCUUUUGAUUUCUUUCAUCCUCUGCACUUUUUAAAGGUGAAUAUGGCAUUUUCACCUUCUUCCCAACUCUCUUUAACUUGCCAUUUCUGAGGUCUCUGCAAGUUUGUUUCCUCCAGGAGAUUCAUUUCUUCACUGGGUUUUUCUUAUCUCCUAUCCUGCAUGGUUUCUCGUUCAACUCACAAUUUCAAAUGGGUCCUUCUUCUUUUUUCCUUCAUGGUUGUCCUUGCAGAGAACUUUUGUUCUCUGAGUUAUCUGCAAGACUCCUAUUUUUUUUUACUUCCUCUUUGUAAUAAAAUCUUCUUUUGUGGGAUAAAUUUUUAAAUUGGUUUCUCAUUUACCUUUUUCUUUUCCCUCAGCUGCAAGGCAGGUGGUACUGUGAUGCAUCUUUGACUUGUAAAUUUGAUAUGCUUAGAUGAAUUAUGAAUUAGAUCAUUUUCUCAAGCUUGAAGUUUGGGUUGUGCACUCACUGGCAUGAGUCUCCAUUUAAUGAAGCGGAGAAUAAAAGUUAUGAUGUGAUCGAUCAUGUGAUAACAGUUGGGAAGUUGAAUGGAAACACAUGAAAAAUUUAAGUUCCUUUAAAGGCGCUUGAAUUUCUGAAAUUGUUACUACUGGACAGAAAAUGGAACCAUCAUCUCAGAAGAAUUUUGACAGAAUUCUCUCACAGAAAGCUCUACAGAUGAGUAGCUCAUUUCCAUGUCAAAUUUGUGUGAUGGGUUUUCUCCUUGGUGCCUGUAUUACGUAUUUCUUCAUGGCUGCUCUCACUUCUUCGGUGGAAUUUGAAAUGGUUCCUUUUUUUCCUUCAUCACAGAACUUGACUUCGAAUGCUAUUGAUAUGAGCGGACGCACGGACAAUUCUGAAGCAGCAGAAAGAAUGAGAAGAUUGGCCUCACAAAGAAGGGAUGAAUUGAGUGAUGAUGAGAGAGUAUCUUUAUUGUAUUCAUCUUGGACUGCUCUGUUGAAUGAGUCCAUAGAUGGGAAGCAAGAGUUCUUAAGUGGGUUAGGACUAAGCAGAUCUAGUGUGCCAAAAGCUUCUCAUUUGGAGAACUGUAAAUUGAGUACACAACUUAAUGAAAAUUUUGACAAGCGUGGAGAGAAUGGUAGCUUUCCUCCAUGGACAAAUUGGAAGGGUUCGUUAAGCAUCGCUUUGCUUCAUCAAUCGUCCAAAAUGGGAAAACAGGGGCAAUUUGAGCAUCGAGCUCUACUGGAAAGUGCUUAUCCUCCAUGGAUUAUGGGUUCAGACGAAGACAAUUAUCCUUCUACUAGGAAAGUGCAGAGGGACAUAUGGAUCCGUCAACACCCUUCGAAUUGUAGUGACCCUAAUGUAAGGUUCCUUGUAGCUGAUUGGGAAAAGCCCCCUGGAUUUGGUAUUGGAGCUCAACUUGUUGGAAUGUGUGGUCUUCUUGCAAUUGCAAUUACUGAAAAACGAGUCCUUGUGACAAACUACUAUAACCGAGCUGACCAUGAUGGCUGUAAAGGUCCAUCACGAUCUCAUUGGUUUUGCUAUUUCUUUCCUGAAACAUCCAUGGAGUGCAGAGAUCGUGCAUUUGAACUUAUGGGAAUACCAGAAGCUUGGGAGAACGGAAUUGUCACAGGAAAAGAUAAUUACACUUCAAAGGAAAUAUGGGCCGGGCGAAUUCCUAGAGUUUGGGGUAAUCCUUGGAGUUUUAUGCAGCCAACCACUGAGAUAAAUGGUAGUUUUCUCACAUAUCAUCGUAAAAUGGAUCGGAAGUGGUGGCGAGCACAGGCACUGCGCUAUCUGAUGAGAUUUCAAAGUGAGUAUACAUGCAAUUUAAUGAAUGUAGCCCGGCACACAGCAUUUGGAUUGCAAGCAGCAAAAAUGGUUCCUGCUAGUCUUGUUAAAGGAUGGCCAGAGGUUGUAGGAAACGAUUCUCAAUCUGAUAUGGAAGAAUAUGUAUGGUCCAAUCAUAAGCCUUGGAUCCCCAGACCACUUUUAAGUAUGCAUGUAAGAAUGGGUGACAAAGCGUGUGAAAUGAAAGUGGUUGAAUUUGAACAGUAUAUGAGUCUUGCUGAUCGUAUUCGCAAACGGUUUCCCAACCUUAACAGCAUCUGGCUUUCUACUGAAAUGAAGGAAGUCAUUGAGAAAUCCAGAUUAUAUCCACAUUGGACAUUCUACUACACAAAUGUAACACGCCAAGUGGGGAAUAAGAGCAUGGCCUCUUACGAGGCGAGUCUUGGUAGAAAGACUAGCACAAACUACCCGCUUGUAAAUUUCUUGAUGGCAGCUGAAGCUGACUUCUUUAUCGGUGCUUUGGGUUCCUCUUGGUGCUUUCUCAUAGAUGGCAUGAGGAAUACAGGAGGGAAAGUAAUGGCUGGAUACCUUAGUGUCAACAAGGACCGGUUCUGGUAGACCAGUAUACAGAUCUCUGGCAGAUAGGUAUGUAAAAAACUAUGUAUGGUUCACGAUUUUUGUUUGGUGUUCGUAUACGAGUCAAUUUACGCACCCGUUUUUUGUACAGAGAAAAAUUAACUGUAAGUCUGUUAUGAUGAAUAAGAUUAGUAUGUAAAUCCUUAUAAAGCAUUAAACAUGUUACCCCUACCUAGUAGCAAUGAUGUCUCCAAUAGAACCUUAAUAAUGUUUGGUGUUUCCUUAACAGCAUUUUAAAGAUAUUGCAUUUCAUCAUUCUCUCCA